This is a messenger RNA of Suillus bovinus, 743 nucleotides long. RefSeq lists its product as uncharacterized. The record is from RefSeq and is a predicted model, not a curated record. The transcript has a single exon. Lineage: Eukaryota; Fungi; Basidiomycota; Agaricomycetes; Boletales; Suillaceae. Bases 296 to 547 code for a protein of 83 amino acids.
AAAACUUGCAAGCCCAUCAAGGAAUAAUUACAUCCAGGGCAAAUAUUUAUGGUGCCACUUUGAUCGAUCAAACCCUACAAGGUUCAUCCAGGUUAUCUUGCGCAUUGAUAAUAACUUCUUGCAAUACCCACACCGCUGCCUCGCUUCCUGAUUACUAUGCUGGGUACUCUGAUAUUCACGUACGCAGGCUCCAAAAGGCCCUAUGGUUGCGCCAGGGACAGCCAAUCAUCACACUGAAAUCGUAUGACACGAUGUUCAGUCAAAUUCAUAUGAAACACUUGCAUAGAACCCUAUCAUGGUGAGGACUGUAUCACUUCCGGUCCCUGAUUUCAGUGACCAUUCUAGAGUUAAGAUGAUGAUAAUGGCACGGUCUACGAGUCCUGCUCGUUUUUUGACAUACAUAACGCUCACAAUUUGCAAUCACUGCCUUAUAAACCAAUUUGUUCAGUGGAUGAAGCUCACCAACACAGUAAUGGUAAUGGCCGGGCCGUAUUGUCUUGUUGGACUAUUCUAUCACUCCCCUCUCGUUGAAAUUGUCUGGUUGUAGCAUGUUUUUGCAUAGAUCAUCAGUGAUCACUCAUCACUGCAUUUUAUAUGCAUCGGCUCAGACGUAGCGCACUGUUUUGAUCCACUCGACCCAUCCCAAAUUAAGUGUAUGGUGGUACGACGAUUGUUGGCCUACAGUGUAUCAUCUCCAUCCUUAUUAACUGUACAUUCAGUUUAUUAUUCCUACAUGUUAGCCG